AUGCUACGCGCGCUCAGGAAUUUUACUACACAUCGAUAUGGCAGACCUGGAUCAUCUUUAUCGAUAACAUGUCGAGGUGCAUCGAUUACACAGGAGGAACUUUUCGCUUACACCAAUGGCCAUUUCCUUGCCAACGAAGAAUACCAGCUAAGCAGAAGAUAUGUCCGGUUCGAUGUGGAUGAGCUUUGCAAUACUACUGCGACAGUCGGCGGAAAGUCUAGUCAGGUCACAGCUAUUGACAAAAUGGAAGGAGGGUUCAGCAAGGCUUUCUUGAUGAGAAAGGAAAAUGGAUCCGAAGUGAUAGCAAAAAUUCCAUGCCACAUUGCUGGCCCGCCCACCUUAACUACAGCUGGUGAAGUCGGCGCUCUCGAAUACAUCAGAAAACACACUAGCAUCCCUAUCCCUCGUGCUCUUGCCUGGUCUUCGAACAAUUCGAAUACUGUCGGUGCAGAAUAUAUUAUCAUAGAGAAAGCCGCCGGUGUUCCACUAUUUCAAGUUUGGGGUAGUAUGACCGAAUUUGAUCAGCUACAGUUAAUCAGAAACUUGACCCAGAUCGAGGCUCAAUUAUCAGCCAUUCAUUUCCCUGUUUAUAGAGGACUGUAUCUUCGAACGGAUAUAGAGCAACCAAAUAAGCCCCUUGACGAUGAACUUGAUCCAUCUUUCUGUAUUGGACCUUCUUAUGACCGCGGGUAUAAUCCUAAUCCAAGUCUGGACUUUGAUAAAGGACCUUGGUAUUCAAUUUCAACCCUUGGGGUUUCUAUUGCAAAGCGCGAAUUACUACGAAUACCAAAGAACGGCCAGCAAGAUCAAGCACCCUUUUAUAAAGGAGAUAUCGAAGAACAAACCGAACUCUUACAAGCAACAGAGAGUCAUACCGAUCUUCAUAUAGGAAACAUUUUCGUCGCCCCUAACGAGUGUUCAAGAAUAGUAUCCCUCAUCGAUCUCCAGUCGAUUUCCGUUCUCCCUACAUUUCUCCAGGCCCAAUGGCCAGUCUUUCUCAAACCCCCACAGAACUAUGAUUACGAGAAGGGGAUACUUGAGGUGAAACUGCGCGAUGAUUUCGAUACCCUAGAUGAGGAUGGCAAGAUGCUUGCAAUGCGCGAAUGGUCCCAAGUGAAGUUAGCAAAGGCCUAUGAGAUCUCAACCUUACUUGAGGAUAAACCGGCACAUAGGGCCAUGAACGUACCCCGUGUCUUCCGAGAGUUAUUCCUUCGAUGCGGGGAAGUCUCCGAAAUUGGCGUUCUCCCGCUUCGUGCGUGUUUGAUAGAAUUGUUUCAGAAUUGGUCGGACCUUGGAUUCACUGGAGAAUGUCCUUUAUCCUUUACGCAGGAGCAGGUCGAUACGCACGAUCGCCAAUUCUCUGAGUAUCAAGCUUGGUAUAAGAUUCAGGCUCUUGCGCAAGAAUGCCUUGACACUGAUGCGGAAGGAUGGGUCGCACCAGGAUUGGAUGUGAAUGAAAAGAGGAGGCAGAAUGAGGAAUUGUUGACUAUGUACAUUGAAAGCGUUGCUGGGGAGAAAUCUGCAGAAGAGGCGAGAGCCAUAUGGCCUUUCCCGGUCAAGGCAGGAGUAUGA
Penicillium verrucosum is the source of this 1572-nucleotide messenger RNA. RefSeq lists its product as uncharacterized. Lineage: Eukaryota; Fungi; Ascomycota; Eurotiomycetes; Eurotiales; Aspergillaceae. The record is from RefSeq and is a predicted model, not a curated record. Bases 1 to 1572 code for a protein of 523 amino acids. Gene Ontology annotation, cellular component: mitochondrion. The transcript has 5 exons.